CAGACACUUUUUCAAACACGUUUGUCUGUUCGAGCCCGUAAUUCGCCUUUAGUGUUAAGUUUAGAGUGAUUUUCUUUUCUCAAACUAAAGGUUUAAUAGCAGAAAAUUCAAUGGCGACAGCAAAAACGGAAGAUGAUGCCGCAGCUGGUACAAAUUUAUUGAAGAGGCAUAAAAAACCGGUCUGUUUAAUUAUUUUGGGAAUGGCUGGUUCAGGGAAAACAACCUUUGUUCAACAGCUAACAUCUCGUUUGCAUACCAAGGAAAAACCACCGUAUGUAAUCAAUUUAGAUCCAGCUUGUAGGGAAGUUCCUUAUCCAGUGAACAUUGACAUAAGAGACACCGUCAAUUAUAAGGAAGUAAUGAAACAAUAUUCUCUUGGGCCUAAUGGAGGAAUCGUGACUUCACUCAAUCUGUUUGCAACCAAAUUUGAUCAAGUUAUAAAACUGGUGGAGAAGAGAUCUGAGAACACAGACAUAGCCAUUUUUGAUACACCAGGCCAGAUAGAAGUUUUCACUUGGUCUGCAUCUGGAACCAUCAUCACAGAGACAUUGGCUGCUCUUUUUCCAACCAUAGUGGUCUAUGUCAUGGAUACUGUCAGAAGUGUUAGCCCUGUAACAUUCAUGUCCAACAUGCUAUAUGCCUGUUCCAUUCUCUAUAAACUGAAACUUCCAUUUAUUAUAGUCAUGAACAAGAUUGAUGUUGUGAAGCAUGACUAUGCCCUGGAGUGGAUGACAGACUUUGACGCAUUUGAAUUGGCUUUGAGCAGUGAUAGCAGCUAUAAUGCUAAUCUAUCGCGGUCGCUGUCUUUGACUUUAGAUGAAUUCUAUAAGGAUCUCACUACCGUCGGAUUUUCUGCUGUGACUGGAGAAGGAUUCGAUGAAUUUCUUGCAGCAGUCGAUUCCGCCGUUGUCGAAUACGAAACUGAUUACUGUCCAGAACAUGAUCGAUUACAGAAACUUCAAGCCGAAGCGCGUUCCAAAGAUAAGACUCGCCAAAAAGAUAAGUUUGGAAGCGAUUUCCAGGAAACAAAUCAGAGGCUGGGGAUUACCACUGGACGAUAUGUCAGCCAGAGUAACGAGAUACUGUUACGCAGCCACGCGGUGGGUGGAGAGUCUAGUAGCGAUGAUGAGCGUGAGGGACGUCCUGGAGAUGACGAUGAUGAAGAUGACAGAAUUGGCCAUCAAUCUUUCAAAAAUUUUUUGGAAGAACAAAAGAAGAAGCAACAAUCCAAGUCAAAUAGCGCUUCGUCAUGA
Daphnia carinata is the source of this 1253-nucleotide messenger RNA. Its product is annotated as GPN-loop GTPase 1-like. The transcript is spliced from 5 exons. Gene Ontology annotation, molecular function: GTPase activity; ATP hydrolysis activity. The coding region runs from base 111 to 1253 and encodes 380 amino acids. Lineage: Eukaryota; Metazoa; Arthropoda; Branchiopoda; Diplostraca; Daphniidae. The record is from RefSeq and is a predicted model, not a curated record.